Messenger RNA from Iphiclides podalirius (scarce swallowtail), 1521 nucleotides. Lineage: Eukaryota; Metazoa; Arthropoda; Insecta; Lepidoptera; Papilionidae. The record is from the annotation of a GenBank genome assembly.
AUGAGACGACAAAGUUUGUUUCUGUACACUUUUUGCACUUUUAAGGUAAUAGAGACGUCACAGUUUGGAGCGAUUGAGUUACAGGCAGCGGAUAUGAACGAAGGUGCGCCCAUAAUGUACCAUGGGAACGGCUACGGGGGAGCAGUGUAUAUGGUCCCUGGUCAAAUCGACAGAACUCGCCAAUAUCCCAUGGACAUGCUCCAAGUGUUGGGUGGUGCUGGGCGCGAUAGUGGCGAUCCCGGCCAAUGCACGCCUCGGCGAUGGCAAGCACGCCGUGACCGCCAGCAAAAUAAUAAGGACAAUACUGCUUUUGGCUACGACUCUGAUGAUUCUAGCCUGUCUAGCAAUGCCUCCGGAUCAAACAAGUCCAGCGAAAAAGGCGAGAGCAGCUCCCGGUCGGAGCGCAGCGCUGCGCCCUCCGCGAGCGCGACGCCCCCCAUGCAGCUGCAGCAGCGCGAGUGGCGCGCCCGCCCCAGGAGGGAGCUCCGCCCCCGGAGGAUUGCCCCGGAGAGAUUUCUCAACGCCACAUAUCCAUUCCAGGUCAAAUUCACGCCCGACGAUUUGCUAAAUGGGUCGAAAUGGGACACGCUGUCGCAAGAAAUCUGGGAUAAAUUCAUUAAGUCGCAGCAAACCGAGGAGACGUUUAGGAAAAAGAUGAAUUUGUGGCGCUACCUGUACAUAACUAUCAAGUCCAUCUUCCCGCGCUACGGGCUGUACGUGGUGGGGUCGACGAUGUCGGGGUUCGCGCUGGACAGCUCGGACAUGGACCUGUGCCUGUACGUGCGCGCGCUGGCGCACGUGGAGCCGCGCGCGCACGCGCUGCUGCACCUGAGCCACGUGCUGGGCUACCUGCGCGGCCUGGACCCGGGCGCCGAGCUGAUCCCGGCCAAGGUGCCCAUCCUGAAGCUGCGCGACGCGCGCCACGGGCUGCACGUGGACCUGAACUGCAACAACGUGGUGGGCGUGCGCAACACGGGCCUGCUGGGCUGCUACUCGCGCGCGGACUGGCGCGUGCGCCCGCUCGUGGCGCUCGCCAAGCUGUGGGCGCGCGCGCACCGCAUCAACGACGCGCGCCGCCGCACGCUCUCCUCCUACGCGCUCACGCUCAUGGUCAUACACUUCCUGCAGUGCGGCACCAGCCCGCCGGUGCUGCCGCGCGCGGGCGCCGCGGGGGCGGCGGGGGCGGGGGCGGGGGCGGGGCGCGCCCUCAACCGCUCCACGCUCGGGGAGCUCUUCCUGCACCUGCUCAAGUACUACGCCGAGUUCCCGUACGAGCAGUACGCAGUGUCGGUGCGGGCGGCGAGGCGCGUGCCGCUGGCCGAGUGCCGCGCCAGGGACCCCCAGCCCCACGCCCACCAGUGGAAGCUGCUCUGCGUCGAGGAGCCGUUCGACCUGUCGAACACGGCGCGCUCCGUGUACGACCCGGAGACGUUCGAGCGCAUCGUGCGCACGUUCCGGCAGAGCCACGAGCGGCUGGCGGCCACCCUGCGGCUGGCGGACGCCUGGCCGGCGCCGGACCGA